UGUGUUUCCACGUGAAAGAGGUAAAAGUAAAGUUUGAUGACAUAUCUAAUUGGCACAUCACAAAUUAUCCAUUACUUGGAACGUAUAACUCGAUAAGUAUAUUCUGCGAAUCGAAACGGAAGAUACAGUAUAUUAAUUUUAUCGAAAAGUACAGUAUUUCGUCACUCUCUUUGCCCGGUUACAACACCAGAUGCAAAUUUCUAGGAGUGGUUUGUCCGGUUCCAAUCACAUAAAUUCAUUUGAUAUUCUUCGAGGAUACCAUUUACUUUUCGGCUUUGAAGUUAUUCUAUGAUUUAAAUACAGAUUUACAGAUGAAGUCAUUCUCAGUAUUAAAGAUCGCGUUGUCAAUUUGCAUUAUAUCUCAAUGCAUGCAAGAAGCAAAAAGUUCUUCCAUUUUUAGGAAAAUUUCGGGCAAAGUAGUAAAAGUUGGAGAUGAACGUGUUCAUGCUUAUUUAGGCAUACCUUACGCAACUCCUCCAGUUGGAAAUUUAAGAUUUCAGAAACCACGACGUGCGAGAGCUUGGAAUUCUGUGUAUAAUGCAACACGGAAACCACCGGCAUGCAUACAAGAUUUACAUUAUUACAGUGACGAAUGGCCGAUGCGUGAUCCAAAAGACAUAAGCGAAGAUUGUCUUUAUAUGAAUUUAUGGGUUCCUACUUCUAAACGAGGUCGGGAACCAUUUGCUACCAUGGUUUGGAUUUACGGAGGUGGAUUCAAUACCGGCAGCUCAAAUAUGGAUAUUUAUGAUGGUUCCGUUAUAUCAGCGGUGGGAAAUGUUAUUGUUGUCUCAUUCAAUUACCGUGUUGGAGCACUUGGUUAUGCAAAUUUUGAACAGAAAUGCGCGCGUGGAAAUAUGGGAAUGUUGGAUCAAGUGAUGGCGUUAAAAUGGGUUCAUCGGAAUAUAGAGGAUUUCGGUGGUAAUAAGGACUUGAUAACGAUAUUUGGUGAAAGCGCAGGAUCAGUCUCAGCUGCGCAUCAUAUGAUCUCGCCAAUGACGAAGGGGUUAUUUAAACGAGCAAUCCUGCAAAGUGGAAGUAAUUACUACAAAGAUUAUGCAUCAGAUCCUAUAGUAAACUUCGAAUUGAUAUCGAAGUUCGCUAAGGAAUUAGGGUGUAUAGAAAAUAACACUUUAAACUGCAUGAGAAAAGUAAACCCUUUUGAUUUAGCAGCCACCGAAAAGAAAUAUUUAAUAACCGAACAAAAGUUUGUGAGUUUCUUCCCACAAAAAGGACUUCCAUAUCUACCAGAGGAUCCACGUCAUAACAUAGAUAUAGGCAAAUUUCACGACGUCGAUGUUUUGAUAGGAGAAACUAAGGAUGAAGGUUCACUUAGUGUAGUCGGGUAUAAGCCAGAAACAUGGGUUCAAGAGAACCCCGUUCUGUCAAAAUCGGAAGUAAAAUACUUUUUAGGUAAAUACUACGAGUUAAAAGGUGAACGUCUCGAUCGCCUCUUUGAGGAAUAUUUAGGAAACGUAUCCGAAACAGAUUCCUCAACCAUCCUUCAGCAGUUUAUCAAAGCUUUAGGAGAUGGAGUAUUUUCUUGUCCUAUAUUGCAUCUGGCUGAGAAACUGUCGAGAUACAACAGGAAAGUCUUCCAUUAUACCUUCAAUCACACUCGAUUCCAAUCGGAAGCGAAGGAAUGGGUAGGAGUAAUUCAUUUCGAAGAUGUGUACUUCGUGUUUGGAAUGCCUUUUGUAAGAAGAGAAAACUUUACGGCAGAAGAAGUGCGAUUUAGCAGAAGAAUAAUUGAACUGUGGACUUCUUUUGCCAAAACAGGAAAACCUUCGUACAACGGAAUGGAAUUCGAAUGGAAGACAUUUAACCAGGAAAAAAGAAACAGCCUUUCCUUAACUCUAGGAAACUUUCAUCUGAGAGAUGCAACAAUAGAAAAGUGCAGAUUUUGGGAGAAAUUCCACAAUUACAAUUAAUGGAGAAAAAUAAUUUUAAAUAAUUGUUUAUUUUUAACUUUUGUAUUAUCGAUUAAUGCUUAUACUUGUACUCAAUUAAAUAUGCAAAAAUAUAAUAGAAACGGUACGUCUUGUAAUACUGUUACAAAGAAGAAUUUCUUUCUAACAAUGAAAAACCAAGUAUUCUACGGUAUAAUACUGAAAUUAUAUUUCGUAUUGCUUAUGCUGAAUUGAAUAAUAUUACAAGUGAAAACAAUAUAAUUAUUUGUAUUUAUGAAAUUAUUAUAUUUGGUUAUUUUAAUAAAAUGUCUCGAUACAACCAUUUGUUAAA
This is a messenger RNA of Centruroides sculpturatus (bark scorpion), 2238 nucleotides long. Its product is annotated as acetylcholinesterase-like. Gene Ontology annotation, cellular component: plasma membrane. Lineage: Eukaryota; Metazoa; Arthropoda; Arachnida; Scorpiones; Buthidae. The record is from RefSeq and is a predicted model, not a curated record. Gene Ontology annotation, molecular function: acetylcholinesterase activity. Gene Ontology annotation, biological process: choline metabolic process; acetylcholine catabolic process. The transcript is spliced from 3 exons. The coding region runs from base 312 to 1928 and encodes 538 amino acids.